AUGGAAGGCUCACAGGUAAAGGAGCUCAUACAAAAAUGGCGCGGCCUCAGCAACGAGCUCAAGGACAAGAAUACGGAACUUGAGAAGACCCGCGUGGCCCUUAACGAGCUCGAAGCACAGCACGCCAAGACUGUACAAGACUGGGACCUUGAGAAGGCGAACAUACAGAAUACUAUCUCCCUUGUCUGGGCCCAGGUGUCGAAUAGAAAGGAGGAGCUUGUGCGAAUUGAGGAGGAGACGAAAGAUCUUCAGCGGAAAGUGGACGAGAGACGGCUGCGCAACGAGGAACACUGGCGUGUUCUUAACAGGCGUAAGCAGAUUGUUACGGAGCAGCUGCAAAAACUUGAGGAAAAGGAUAAAGGUACAAGGGAACGACUGCGCGAGUUCCGCGAAGUUCGGGAGGAAAGUGGGAAGCAGCUCCUCUCUGCCAUCCGCAAGCUUGAGGACACCGAUCAACAAGAGCAAGUAGACCACCAGAAGAAGACGCGGCAGAUGCAGAGCAAGAUUGCCGAAAUAGAGGCAUGCAUCGAUGCUGAGAGAAAAUCCUGGGCGCUGGAAAUGGCGAUGCGUGAGUGGAAUCAGAAAAAUGAUGCGCGAAGGUGGCUCUGCGAAGAGGCGAGUGUUGCCGAGAACGACAAGAGUAUGUGGGUGGCAAUCGUGAAGGAGUCGAACAGUCUUCAGUGCGAGGACCAACUCAAAGAAAUAGAUUCCCUUCGUGCCCUCCUCUCUUGUUAG
Messenger RNA from Trypanosoma grayi, 735 nucleotides. RefSeq lists its product as hypothetical. The record is from RefSeq and is a predicted model, not a curated record. The coding region runs from base 1 to 735 and encodes 244 amino acids. The transcript has a single exon. Lineage: Eukaryota; Euglenozoa; Kinetoplastea; Trypanosomatida; Trypanosomatidae.